UCCAGCCUGCCCCCUCCACAUCCUUGCCUAUAUAAGCCCUGACUCUCCCUCUCCUCCGCACUUCUGCCUUCUGUCUGAAUCCUCAACGUCAGUCGAAAGGACAAGCGGACACAAUGCGUGAGUGUAUUUCUAUGCACGUCGGCCAAGCCGGAGCCCAGAUGGGCAACGCAUGCUGGGAGCUGUACUGCCUGGAACAUGGGAUCCAGCCAGACGGACAGAUGCCCAGUGACAAGACUAUUGGGGGAGGAGAUGACUCCUUCAAUACCUUCUUCAGUGAGACUGGGGCAGGAAAGCAUGUCCCCAGGGCCAUCUUUGUUGACCUGGAACCUACUGUCAUCGAUGAGGUGCGUACAGGAACUUACCGGCAACUGUUCCACCCUGAGCAGCUGAUUACAGGAAAAGAGGAUGCUGCCAACAACUACGCCCGUGGCCACUACACAAUCGGCAAGGAAAUUAUUGAUCUGGUUCUGGACCGGACUCGUAAACUGGCUGAUCAGUGCACUGGCCUGCAGGGAUUCCUCAUCUUCCACUCCUUUGGUGGAGGCACUGGCUCAGGUUUCACCUCCCUUCUGAUGGAGAGACUUUCCGUUGAUUAUGGAAAGAAAUCAAAACUUGAAUUUGCUGUCUAUCCAGCCCCCCAGGUCUCCACAGCAGUGGUGGAGCCUUAUAACUCCAUCCUGACCACCCACACCACCCUGGAGCACUCUGACUGUGCUUUCAUGGUGGACAAUGAGGCCAUCUACGAUAUCUGCCGCAGGAACCUUGAUAUCGAGAGGCCGACUUACACUAAUCUGAACAGGCUCAUUGGCCAGAUUGUGUCUUCAAUCACAGCCUCCCUUCGCUUUGAUGGUGCCCUGAAUGUUGAUCUGACAGAGUUCCAGACCAACUUGGUGCCCUACCCUCGUAUCCACUUCCCACUGGCCACCUAUGCUCCAGUCAUCUCUGCUGAGAAAGCUUACCAUGAGCAGCUGUCUGUUGCUGAUAUCACCAAUGCUUGUUUUGAGCCAGCUAAUCAGAUGGUGAAGUGUGACCCUCGUCAUGGUAAAUACAUGGCCUGCUGUCUGCUGUAUCGUGGUGAUGUGGUACCCAAAGAUGUCAACUCUGCCAUCGCAGCCAUCAAAACCAAACGCACCAUCCAGUUUGUGGACUGGUGCCCCACAGGCUUCAAAGUGGGCAUCAACUACCAGCCACCAACAGUGGUUCCUGGAGGAGACCUGGCUAAAGUGCAGAGAGCUGUGUGCAUGCUGAGCAACACCACGGCCAUCGCUGAGGCCUGGGCCCGUCUUGACCACAAGUUUGACCUCAUGUAUGCCAAGAGGGCCUUUGUCCACUGGUAUGUUGGAGAGGGCAUGGAGGAGGGAGAGUUCUCAGAGGCCAGAGAAGAUAUGGCUGCCCUGGAGAAGGAUUAUGAAGAGGUUGGCACUGAUAGCAUGGGCGAGGAGGAUGAAGAGGGCGAGGAAUAUUGAAGGGCCAAACAUCACCCAGGCUUUGACAUCACCCAUUCCAAAAGUUAUCAUGAACGUACCACAUUCCCAUCAACAUUCUGAUAACCUGUGGUGGUGAUAUAUCAGUAUUAUCAAUAAAACAAAUUCUCACAAACCUUUUAAA
This is a messenger RNA of Larimichthys crocea (large yellow croaker), 1608 nucleotides long. Its product is annotated as tubulin alpha chain. Gene Ontology annotation, molecular function: GTP binding; structural constituent of cytoskeleton. The transcript is spliced from 4 exons. Lineage: Eukaryota; Metazoa; Chordata; Actinopteri; Sciaenidae. The record is from RefSeq and is a predicted model, not a curated record. Gene Ontology annotation, biological process: microtubule-based process. Gene Ontology annotation, cellular component: microtubule. Bases 114 to 1466 code for a protein of 450 amino acids.